Messenger RNA from Penicillium egyptiacum, 1641 nucleotides. The record is from the annotation of a GenBank genome assembly. Lineage: Eukaryota; Fungi; Ascomycota; Eurotiomycetes; Eurotiales; Aspergillaceae.
AUGGAGAACCACGACGACAUAUCCUCGAGCGACAUCGAGAAAACCCACAGCGUCGAGGUCACAGCUAAGGGAACUCCGCCCAAAGAGUUCGACGUUCCCCCUCGCGACAUCAAGGGAUGGAAGUGGAUUGCUGUCGUGCUGUCGAUCCUGAGCUCGACGUUCCUCUUCGCACUAGACAACACCAUCACCGCGAACAUCCAGGCUGAGAUCGUCCGAGACUUUCAAGCCGUCAAUAAGCUAUCAUGGAUCAGUGUCGGGUUGGUCAUGAGUGCAUCCGCCACUGUGCUUCUUUGGGGGAAAGUCUUCUUCCAAUUCAACACGAAAUGGACCUACAUCAUCAGCGUCGCGAUCUUCGAGAUCGGAUCUGCGGUUUGCGGAUCGGCGCCUAAUAUGGAUGCCCUCAUUGUGGGCCGCGUCCUAUGUGGUGUCGGUGGAUCUGGAUUAUACACUGGUGUGAUCACACUUCUGGCUGCUACCACCACACUUCAAGAGCGGCCAAUGUAUGUAGCCAGCACCGGUAUGACUUGGGGUCUCGGCAUGGUCCUCGGCCCGAUUGUGGGAGGAGGUUUCAGUCAGAGCUCCGUCGGCUGGCGCUGGGCUUUCUACAUCAAUUUGGUUGUUGGAGCGGCCUGUGCCCCGGUCUACCUCUUUCUCAUCCCGAACGUCGACCCCCGCAAAGGAGCUCCUCUUGCCGCCCGAGUCCGUGAGAUCGAUUGGCUGGGAAGUAUUCUCAACCUCGGUGCUUUCCUAUCCGGUGCUAUGGCUAUCUCUUUUGGUGGCUUGACCUGGGCCUGGGGAAGCGGGAACAUCAUCGGCUUGUUCGCCUGCUCUGGCGUGCUGUUCAUUUUGCUUGCGCUCCAACAGGCCUUCACCAUCUGUACCACCGUUACCCGGCGGAUUGUGCCACUAGAGUUCUUCAAAUCCCGGACGAUGCUCAUCCUCUUCGCCUGCACAGCGGCAGCCGGUACAGCUUGUUUCGUCCUCGUCUACUUCGUUCCACUCUUCUUCCAGUUCACCCGGGGCGAUGGUGCGCUUGACGCCGGUGUUCGGCUGCUGCCUUUCAUCAUUCCUUGCAUUGUCAUGAUCUGUAUCAAUGGUGGCGUAAUGUCUGCUUAUGGUCUAUAUAUGCCGUGGUACACCAUUGGAGGUGCUCUCGUGCUCACCGGUGGCGGCCUUUUCUACACUGUUGGUGUUGACACAAGCGCUGGCCAUAUCUACGGAUACAGCGCCCUUACUGGCCUCGGAACUGGAAUGUAUCUCCAAGCUUCAUUCUCGGUCGCUCAAGCUUCUGUCGCCUUUGAUAUGGUGGCGAGUGCCUCGGCAUUCAUCACCUGUGCGCAGGUCGUUGGCACUACUAUUGCUUUGGCUAUCGCCAACAGCGUGUUCUUGAACGAGUCGCAAAAGAGUAUCAUUCACCUUCUGCCAAAUGUAUCUAUUCAGGAAGUCGAGGCCGUGAUUUCGGGUACAUCGACUCUCGUCUCAUCUUUACCCGCUGCGGAGAAAGUGAAGGUUGAGUCGGCUAUCGUGGACGCUAUGGGCGAGACAUACAUACUCGUUAUUGUGGCCGGUGCACUAACUCUAGUGCUUGGUCUGGUAACCAAGCGGGAACGUCUGUUUUUGCAGCCCGGUGCUGCUGCAUAG